CCCGGCGUGCACGCGGGGUCCUCGCUUGCCGAUGACGUCACGCCCCCUUGACCCCGCGCCGUGACCCAGAGUCGAAGGUGACACCGGCUGAGAUCCACGUGCAGCCCGGCCACGUGCAUGCGCGUGGGAGUGAGGGCAGCGCCGAGUGUGGCGGCCCUGAGCGGGAGAGCCCUGAGCGUGAGGGCAGCGCCGAGUGUGGGAGCGGUAGCCCCGCGUGGCUGGCUGUGGCACGCCGGCUCUGUUGGUCACUGGCCAUUGUCUCCGCGUGUCUCUCUCGGCGCCUCGGGGAGGAGGUGGAGGAUGUCCGUGGGGGAGCAGAGCAGCGUGGGGGAGCGGGUGUCCGCGAUGAGGAAACCUUACCGGGGCGACGAGGAGCAGACUUUUGAGGAGUCGCACCUGUCCUCCUUGGACCCCAUCCAGCAGUUUGAGGAUUGGUUCGUGGCAGCCACAAAGUGUAAGGAGAUUGGAGAGGCGAAUGCUGUGUGCGUGGCCACCAGCACCAGAGAUGGGAAGCCAUCUGCUCGCAUGAUGCUGCUGAAAGGCUUUGGAAAGGAUGGUUUCAAGCUGUACACAAACUACUUGAGUCGUAAAGCUGGUGAUCUGGAUUCGAAUCCCUUUGCUGCUCUGGUCUUCUACUGGGAGCCUCUCAACCGCUCGGUGCGAGUGGAGGGCCGGGUGCAGCGCCUCUCAGAGCACGAGUCGGAGGAGUACUUCCAGUCUCGGCCGAAGUCCAGCCAGAUCGGAGCCACAAUAAGCAAGCAAAGCUCCGUCAUCCCCAGCAGAGAAAUUCUUACGAAGAAGAACGCAGAGUUGGAGGAGCAGUACAAGGAUGCGGAGAAGCUGCCUAAGCCAUCUUUCUGGGGUGGAUACCUGCUGGUCCCGGACACGCUGGAGUUCUGGCAGGGCCAGACGAACCGCGUACAUGACCGCAUCGUGUUCCGGCGCGCACAGGAGGACAUGCAGCCCGACGGGCUCCUCACGCACGAGGCCGUCAGCGGCUGGGUCUACCAGCGACUCUCGCCCUGAGCGCUGCUCUGAGCACGAGGGUGGUGGUGGGGGGGUUCGGUGGUGGAGUAAUGUCAGUGUAGGCAUGCAGGGAACACGAAUCAGCAGCAGACAGUGGUAGAGGGCCUGUGGGCACUAAUCACUUGAAUUUUGUCAGUAAAAAUGAUCUGCCAAUACAUUUUCCGUAAAAAAAAGUGUAUAUGUAAGGCCGAGUUACUUAAGGGUAGUAAGUUCUUCUGAAUAAUAUAUAUAAUUUUACUGAGCACUUACGUCACCAAAGGGAAAAUUUAGUAAUAUAUAUUUGGAUAAUGGGAGAAAACACAUCGCACACUGUACUGAAUACCUGGACAUGACCGUGCAACACCACUGCUGAAAAGUCUGACAGCCACGUUUUCAACGCAAAGUGCUUAAUCGAUCAUCUUUUCUUUCUCAACUAUUUUUAACUUGUAGUUCUGAGCUAAAUAUGUAAACCUCAGUGCUGUGUAGUGUUUUAAAGUGCAAUUAAGACAUUGCUGUUUGUUUAAUAAUGUGUUUGGCUGUUUUGUGCUUAGGUUAUGAAAUUACCUACAGUACUUUUGUUUUUACCCAAAUGGGGAUGUUAGGGUAUCAUGUUGUAAAACUAUUUUAAAAUGUUUUCCUGGAUACACUUUACUGUAAAAGUUGUAUGUGAAUGAUAUCCGUGCUGUUUUGUCCUGAGCUAUCUCCCCAUUCAUAACUCGUCGUGUUUGCUGUCAGUUCUCGUCAUCAUGUUUUGUUUUGUGCCUUUUGCUUAAUUACCAGACGUGAGUCUGGCUCUUAAUAAUUUUCUGAGGGCGUGACCGGCCUCGCUCAAGACUCCCCUACAUGAAACUGAUCAGGAAUAACGGCUUUGAGAUUCUGUUUCAAAUCGUCGCAUCUUGCAUGCCCUUUAUUCCAGCCCACUCCCCACCAUGGUGCCUGCCACUGCUGCGUACCUUGCACUAAUAUUUUGAAAUUAUUUAUUGAUUUAAAAAUGUGGUCUUGUAAUUAAUGUCUGAUCAUUCUAACCUGGGCCUUCAGACACUGUCUUUCCGACAGACCUGUUCUUCACCUGAGGACGGCUGCUUGCGUUGUGGCCGAAACGUCGUGAGAAUUGUAUUUUAUGGUGUUUUAUUAUUUUAUUAUUUCCCUUCUACGUGACUACCGAAAGAACCAAGAACAUUUGAAACGUCUUAUUCAAGCAACAACUAAACUGCUUAAAGUGUUUUGUUGCCUUUAUUUAGAUUUAUUUAAUACAGCUGUUUACAAUUUAUUAAUUCUAAAUGCUUAAAAAUCCUGUUUUAAAUGAUAUAAUUCCUGAAUAUCAAUACAUUUAAAAGAUGUAUAAUUGUAAUAAUACCAGUCCUGAGGAGGUUCUGAUUGAAAAUGUUAUUAUUUCUCUUGUCUUGUACAGCAUGAUUAAAAAUGCAAAUUACA
Molecule: messenger RNA, 2439 nt
Organism: Lethenteron reissneri (Far Eastern brook lamprey)
Lineage: Eukaryota; Metazoa; Chordata; Hyperoartia; Petromyzontiformes; Petromyzontidae
Gene: PNPO
Product: pyridoxamine 5'-phosphate oxidase
Biological process (GO): pyridoxine biosynthetic process; pyridoxal 5'-phosphate biosynthetic process
Molecular function (GO): pyridoxamine phosphate oxidase activity; FMN binding
Source: RefSeq, a predicted model, not a curated record